GAACAAAGUAGGCAAUGUGGCGCCGCUCCUGCGCCAUGUGAUGCCCCACAUUAUGGUGGAAGAUGGCGAUGGGCAAGAACCUCCGGGUCCUUGCAAAGGCCUUACCCGAAUCUCCCUAUAGUGUCAUCUUAGAGGACAGGACCAAGAAAGAUACCCUUUUAUUCGAUUCCGGGGCUGUCGCUGUUCUCACCGAGUUGCAGACAGAGGCCAUCAGAAAGCAAUAUUCACGGUUGGCAGAUGCCUACAGCUGUCUUGGAGUGCUGAAGUUCGGAAAGUCUUCCACAACUGCCACUGAGGGAGAAGUGCUGUACCUGGUUCUGGUGACGGCAUGCAGCUCGGUGGGGAAGAUACGAGACUCGGAGGUUUUUCGAAUCACGCAGACCCAAUUUGUGUCCCUGAGAGGAGCCGUGGGAGACGACGAGAGGGUGUCGGAAGUGAGGAAGGUGCUCAACUCGGGGACGUUCUAUUUCACCUGGUCUGGAAGCAGCGAGCCCCUGGAUCUCAGCCUCUGUGUGCAACGAAGGACCCGAACCGCUGUCACGGACAACAGGAACCGGAAUCUCUUCUCUCAUCUGUCUGGCUAUGGAGUGGACUGUGGCGAAUGGCUGGUGAAGAUGAUGUGCGGUGCAGUUGAGAUCAGGACCAUCUAUGUUGGACACCGCCAGGCCAAGGCUUGCCUCAUCUCUCGACUCAGCUUUGAAAGGGCUGGAACUAGGUUCAAUGUGAGGGGGACAAAUGAUGAAGGCCACGUGGCAAAUUUCGUUGAGACCGAACAGGUGAUAUUCCUGGAAGACGAGGUCACGUCAUACCUGCAGACACGGGGAUCUGUUCCUCUCUUUUGGGAACAGCCUGGAAUCCAAGUCGGCUCUCAUAAGGUGAAGUUCUCCAGGGGCACUGAAGCAUCCAAGCAUGCAUUCCUGAAGCACAUGCACUUGAUGAAGGAGCGAUAUGGGAGGCAGGUCAUUGUUAACUUGCUUGGGGCUUCUCUGAUUGGAAGCAAGGAAGGGGAGGCCACCCUCUCUCAGAUGUUCCAGAGUCAUCACAAGGAUUCCCCCUUCGCCAGAACUGUUCCACACAUCCUCUUUGAUUAUCAUGCUGAGUGCAAGGGAGGGAUGCAAAACCUGUCCAAACUCCAAGAGAAACUGCGGGAUCAUCUGCGAUCUCUUAGUCUCUUUUAUGCUAAGGGCAGUGAAAUCUUUGUGCAGCAAAAGGGGACCUUGAGAACCAACUGCAUGGACUGCCUAGACAGGACCAACUGCGUCCAGACCUUGAUCGGGCUGGAGAUCCUGAGCAAGCAGCUGCAUUGGUUGGGACUGGCCGAUAAGCCCCAGAUCGUCGCUCGAUUCCAGGACAUGUACAGGCAGAUGUGGACCAACAAUGGGAAUGAAGUCAGCAAGAUCUAUGCUGGGACUGGAGCUUUACAAGGAGGAAACAAGUUGAUGGAUGGUGCUCGAUCAGCAGCUCGCACAAUUCAGAAUAAUCUAUUGGAUAGCAGCAAGCAAGAGGCUAUAGAUGUACUCAUCAUGGGCAGCUCAAUGAACUCCGAAUUGGCCGACAGAGCAAGGACGCUUCUACCUUCACAUUUGCUUCAAGCUUCAGCAGGCUUCCUGAAUGAAGUGGUUAAGCGGUACCAGGAAUUCUCAGAGCACAUGACACUUCGCCUGGCUGUCGGUACGUACAACAUCAACGGGGGGAAGCACUUUCGUAGCAUCGUGUACAAGGACUGCUCUCUUGCUGACUGGCUUCUGGAUUGUAGACCCAAGGCUGCAGAGGAUUUUGAAGAAGAACCAGAUGUCCCUGUGGAUAUCUUUGUUGUCGGGUUUGAAGAGAUGGUGGAUCUGAAUGCAGCAAACAUUAUGGCAGCCAGUAUUGCACUUGAUGAUGACUACUUUCACUCAUAUUCCACUCUUGGUGUUGGCAGCUCAGAGAAUGCAAAGGCAUGGGAGAAGGAACUGCUGAAGACGAUAAAUCGAGACAGGGAAUACGUGUUGCUCACGUCAGUUCAGUUGGUGGGCAUCUGCCUGUUUGUGUUUGUUGAUUUGCAUCUCACCCCACACAUUCGUGACGUUGCCACUGACAUUGUCAAGACCGGCCUCGGUGGAGCCACAGGGAAUAAAGGAGCUGUAGCAGUUCGACUUGUCGUCUAUAAUUCAUCUAUGUGCUUUGUGUGUGGGCACCUGGCUCCCGGUCAAUCGGCUGUAACAGAGAGAAAUCAGUCAUAUCACGACGUAUCUCGCCGUCUCAUCUUCCCCAUGGGGAAGUCAUUGAAUUCCCAUGACUAUAUCAUCUGGUGUGGAGACUUCAACUACAGGGUGGACCUGACCAAGGAGGAGAUGGAACAGAUGAUUUCUGAGUCAAGGUGGGAGGAACUGCUGGAAUACGAUCAACUCAGGGUUCAGCAAAGCCAAGGGAAUGUGUUCAACGGCUUCCUGGAGGGUCCCAUCAACUUCCCGCCCACUUACAAGUACGACUUGUUCUCCGACGACUACGACACCAGUGAGAAGUGUCGUGUGCCUGCCUGGACGGAUCGCGUGCUUUGGAGGAGGCGGAAGUUGUUCCCUCAGGAAGCAUCACCCAUGGAUGACUGGAGCCCAGGUGAGUGCAAGUUCUACGGAAGGGCCGAGCUGAAGCAGAGCGAUCAUCGACCUGUCAUCUGCAUCUUGGACGUCCAGGUCCUUCGCGUGAGGGAGGAGGACCGGAACCGAGUCAUCGAUGAUGUCAUCCAUGAACUUGGCCCCUCUGAUGCUACAAUUGUUGUUGAGCCUCACCAGCACAGCCCAACAGAAGACGACGACAUCGAGGACAUCUUCGAUGGCGACUUCACGCAGGCCUUGAUGAAUGAGCUGAGUGCAUAUGGCCAGGUUGUCCUAAUGUACUUUGCCCAGAACAAGAUGUGGGUCACGUUCCGGGAUGGCCGGGCGGCUCUUCAAGCCCUCUGUGUCAACGAACAGCCUAUCAACGAUGUGGUGGUGUCGGUUCGACUGAAGACAGAAAACUACGAAGAGCUGGUGAAACAAGAGCUCCGGCUUGGAAUUAGCAACACUGUGCCUCUCUAUGUGAAAGACAAGGACAAGGGGGAUGAGGAGGAGGAAGCCAAGCCUCACGAUCUCCCUCUUACGAUGCCCCCUCUGUCGGAAAUGCAAGCUCUUGAUCUAGUAAUUUUAAGUAAGAAGAAGAAUCCUCCCAUACGAAGAGCACUUUCAGCAGUCACAGCUCCUGCUCCUCCUCCUACUUUGGUUCUGCCUCUCCACCAUUCCAUGCAGCUUCCAAAUGGCUUUGAUACCAAACCUCCCCUUUACAAAUCCACUAGAGCCCAGUUUUACACUUCCAUAGAUGACAGCGACUUGGGAGACGGGGAGCAAGAGGGUUGGUCAUCUGGGCGGAGCACCCCAGAGGGAGACAAGAAGCCUCCUCCACCGAAUCGACCCCCGCCUCCAUCUCGUCCUCCACCCCCCACUAUUCCUUCCCCUUCUUUGAAGAAAAAGUCUACUCCUCGAGCAGGAGUAAUCAGUGUAAAGCCACCACUUCAGCCGGCACGCCCGGCUCCCCCGGCACCGUUGACCGAUGAAUUGGUCCCAGCUGCAGCCCCACCACCCUGCCCACCAAGGCAAGACUCAAUUUCUCCACCUGAGGAAUCUCAACCAGAUCCCUUCUCCAUCCCACCUCAAUUGGACUCCAUGUCCAGAGAAGAGACAACCAAGAAUGGCACAUAUGGGAAUGGAAGGACCGCUCCACCGGUUCCUCCUCGACAAGACUCCUCGUCUCCCGAGGAGACCCCUCUCCGGCCUCUCCCACCCAUUCCCCCACGUAAUGACAACGAGGACCGGGUUUCAUCGACAAAACCCCUGCCAUUGAUUCCUCCACGUGGAUCAGUGCGGAACCCGGCAUCGGCCCCUCCCAUACCCUGUCGAUCGGGUCUCCCUCCUCCCAUUCCCCCUCGGGGGAACUGA
Molecule: messenger RNA, 3950 nt
Organism: Darwinula stevensoni
Lineage: Eukaryota; Metazoa; Arthropoda; Ostracoda; Podocopida; Darwinulidae
Source: the annotation of a GenBank genome assembly